Opisthocomus hoazin is the source of this 2275-nucleotide messenger RNA. Lineage: Eukaryota; Metazoa; Chordata; Aves; Opisthocomiformes; Opisthocomidae. The record is from RefSeq and is a predicted model, not a curated record.
UUGGUGAGCCAUUCAAGGAGGAGAAGGCUGUUGCUAAAUACUUACGUUUCAACUGUCCGACAAAAUCCACCAACAUGAUGGGCCACCGAGUUGAUUAUUUUAUCGCCUCAAAAGCUGUGGAUUGCCUCCUGGAUUCUAAAUGGGCCAAGGCAAAGAAAGGAGAAGAGGCUUUAUUUACAACCCGAGAGUCUGUAGUUGAUUAUUGCAACAGACUCCUGAAAAAACAGUUCUUUCAUCGAGCGUUAAAAGUGAUGAAAAUGAAACCUGACAAGGAUACAAAGAAAGAAAAGGAAAAAGGCAAGGCUGAGAGUGGGAAGGAAGAGGAGAAAAAGAGCAAGAAGGAGAGUGGCAAAGAUGAAAAAACUAAGAAGGAGAAAGAAAAGGAAAAGAAAAAGGAUGGUGAAAAAGAGGAGUGUAAGAAGGAUGAGACACCAGGAACACCCAAGAAAAAGGAAACUAAGAGGAAGUUUAAACUUGAGCCACACGAAGACCAGGUUUUCUUGGACGGAAAUGAGGUGUAUGUGUGGAUCUAUGACCCUGUUCACUUUAAAACUUUUGCCAUGGGACUUGUACUUGUGAUUGCCGUUAUAGCUGCAACUCUGUUCCCGCUCUGGCCAGCAGAAAUGCGUGUUGGCGUUUAUUACCUCAGUGUAGGCGCAGGCUGUUUUGUUGCCAGUAUUCUUCUUCUUGCCGUUGCUCGCUGCAUCCUCUUCCUUAUCAUCUGGCUCAUCACUGGAGGAAGGCAUCACUUCUGGUUCUUGCCAAAUCUUACAGCAGACGUGGGAUUCAUUGACUCCUUCAGGCCCCUGUACACACACGAAUACAAAGGACCAAAAGCAGACUCAAAGAAAGAGGAAAAGUCAGAAUCCAAAAAGCAGCAAAAAUACGACAGUGAGGAGAAAUCAGAUAGUGAGAAGAAGGAAGACGACGAUGGGAAAACAGAAGCAACGAGGAACUUGGGAACAGACGGCUCGGGAGGAGAGCGACAUUCAGACACUGACAGUGACAGGCGUGAAGACGACAGGUCCCAGCACAGUAGUGGAAAUGGAAACGACUUUGAAAUGAUCACAAAAGAGGAACUGGAACAGCAAACAGAUGAAGAGGAUUGUGAAGAGGAAGAGGAGGAAGAUACCGAAAGUAGGCCUUCACAUGAAAAAUCAUAACUCACUGUGGUUUGGGGACUAAGUAUGUGCAAAUGGUUGGAUUUUCUUUGUUGGCUGAUCACCAAAACAUAGACCAUACAGUAGCGUCUUUGUUUGCUGAAAUAUACGUGUUACCAAACAGUUUUAUAUCUAGUUCCUUCAUUUUUUUAACCAUUAACUUGAUUACUUGGUACUAUGUUAAUCAUUAAUAUCCAUUUACGGAAGUUUUAUCAAUCUGACAAGUUUUCUAUUGAUUGAUAGAUUGCCCAGAUCGUCCUCAAACAUACUGAAAAACAUAGUUUUCUGGUACUUGCAUAACUGGUCGAUUAGUUUAGCUUCUCAAACUUGCUUUUGUAAAACAGGUAAAAGUUGAAUGACCAAAUUAUUCCUAGUUAUACUCAUUUGAUAGCUAGUUAAGUGAAGCCCUUCUUAGCCCACAGCUUUCUUGAUAUUUUUCUUGAUUUUAUUUUCAAAAGAUUGUGAAAACUUUCCUAAGAAAACUAGUUUUAGCAGAAGUAUUUACUGAAAAUGUAAAAAGCUGGUAGUGCUGCGUUUGGCUGCAGUGUUCUGUGUUUCUCCAGACUGUGUGCCAGCAACUGAGGAAAUCCAAACUGGUUUUGUACAUCUGGUUCAGAGAAAGAUGUCAUCUCCAGCAGGUGAAGGAAGCAGCACCGUUUGGAAAUUACGGCUGUUUUUUUUCUCCUGCUCCAUCAUAAUUAAAAAAAAAAUGUAUUCUGUACAUAAUUUACAAAUAAAGCAAACCAUUUACUUUAACUGCUACUUAUUAUUUAGAGAUUUGAUCCGGCAUUCAGUUUGUAUUAUUGAAGCCAUUUUGUGGUGUACCUAUCGGAGAAAUGCAAGUCAAGAGGACCUCACAGAAUAUUUGUGUAUGAUUGGUAGCUGUUCCACAAGAGCUUUAGUUUUGUGCCAACAUUCCAUGUAUCUGAGUAAAUUGAUCUUUAUUAAAUUAAAGCAAACAACAUAGCUGUAUGUAUGCCUUAAUGUUAAAACUUUCUAUAUUCUAGAACUGGAAUACUUUUUAAACUGAAGAGGCAGGAGAGUGUUCAUCUGUUCAGAAAUGUAGGUAACUCGAAGCUGAUAUGAAGUGGUCAUUAAUAAUUUGUUUAUAAAUA